Messenger RNA from Dipodomys ordii (Ord's kangaroo rat), 1810 nucleotides. It is a transcript of the gene Zdhhc3, whose product is annotated as zinc finger, DHHC-type containing 3. The record is from RefSeq and is a predicted model, not a curated record. The coding region runs from base 20 to 1015 and encodes 331 amino acids. Gene Ontology annotation, cellular component: Golgi apparatus; endoplasmic reticulum. Gene Ontology annotation, biological process: protein targeting to membrane; peptidyl-L-cysteine S-palmitoylation. Gene Ontology annotation, molecular function: protein-cysteine S-palmitoyltransferase activity. The transcript has 7 exons. NCBI's taxonomy places the organism in Eukaryota, Metazoa, Chordata, Mammalia, Rodentia, Heteromyidae.
AGUAUGGACAGAAUAGCCUAUGAUGCUCAGCCCCGCCCACCGCUUCCGAGACAUUGAGCGCAAACCCGAGUACCUGCGGCCGGAGAAGUGCGUCCCGCCUCCCCGCCCCGGCCCCGCGGGCGCCAUGUGGUUCAUCCGAGACGGCUGUGGCAUCGCCUGUGCCGCCGUCACCUGGUUCCUGGUCCUCUACGCGGAGUUCGUGGUCCUCUUCGUCAUGCUCGUACCCUCGGGAGACUACGCCUACAGCGUCGUCAACGGGAUCGUGUUCAACCUGCUAGCCUUCCUGGCCCUGGCCUCCCACUGCCGGGCCAUGCUGACGGACCCUGGGGCCGUGCCCAAGGGAAAUGCCACCAAAGAGUUCAUCGAGAGCCUACAGCUCAAGCCCGGCCAGGUGGUCUACAAGUGUCCCAAGUGCUGCAGCAUCAAGCCGGACCGAGCCCACCACUGCAGCGUGUGCAAGCGGUGCAUCCGCAAGAUGGACCACCACUGCCCGUGGGUGAACAACUGCGUGGGCGAGAACAACCAGAAAUACUUCGUCCUGUUUACAAUGUACAUCGCUCUCAUCUCCCUGCACGCGCUCGUCAUGGUGGGCUUCCACUUCCUGCACUGCUUCGAGGAGGACUGGACGAAUAUCCUCCAAGCGUACGGAGCGGCCGGGAAAGCGAGCGCAGAGGCCCGGGCCUCCCUCCGCCACACGAGGCCGCCCCUCGCAGGCGGUCCCGCAGAGUGCAGCUCGUUCUCGCCGCCCGCCACGGUCAUCCUGCUCAUCCUGCUGUGCUUCGAGGCGCUGCUCUUCCUCAUCUUCACUUCGGUGAUGUUCGGCACGCAGGUGCACUCCAUCUGCACGGACGAGACGGGAAUAGAGCAGUUGAAAAAGGAAGAGAGAAGAUGGGCUAAAAAAACAAAGUGGAUGAACAUGAAAGCCGUGUUCGGCCACCCCUUCUCCCUGGGCUGGGCCAGUCCCUUUGCCACGCCAGACCACGGGAAGGCAGACCCGUACCAGUACGUGGUCUAGCAGCCUGGCCACGCACACACACCUGGCCCCCAGCCGCCGUGGCACGCGUGGCUCGCGCAGAGACGACUCCUCCUCCCGAGGAGAAAACACAAAAGCGAGUUUUCUGUGAGGUCUCAAGGCCCAUGGCGGGCGGUGGCGGAGCACACCCGCCCACCGCGCCACGGUUGUUUUUCUCCUCACUGCUGGCUUUUUCCAGCUCGCCUCCGGCGGGUGUGAGUUUGCACGCUCGCCCCGUGUCUGCGGGAGCGGAGGCUGCACCCCCCCUCACAAAUCACUCCUCUGGCCCCCGAUCGCCCCCUCCGCGCUCUCUUCCGGACUCAUGACUAACGCUGGGGGGGGGAUCCGGUGGUGGGACCCGACCUGGACGGACGGCCCCGGGGUGGGGGGGAGAGCCAAGGGGGGGGCCUCGACCCCUCCCCCCCUCUGUCCCCCUCCAUGGGACCUUCCUCCUCGGAGACCACGCCUGACCCGGCCAGCCCGGGCUCGGGGCCAGGAGGGGCCCCCCGAGCAGGGGGGGGUGCAGGGUUCCAGGCAGCCCUGGGCUCCCCGCCUUCUCUGUACGCUCCCUCGAUGAUGUGACACCCACCACGCGUUGCACAGCCCCCCCUCCCCGGCCCAGGGUGAGCCGGGAAGCCCGGGCGGGGGGGGGGGGGUUCGGGGGUUCUUCACACGGACAGACGGCCGCCUCCGCGCCGACGCUCGCGCGCAGACCCCCUCGCUCUCCUGCGGGGGGGGCGGGAUGGGGGGCGCCCACCCCCACCCCUGGGCCCUCCGCGCGGAGUUCUUUUUUAAAAA